UACAGUCCUCCCUACCAGUCUUCGGCUUUUAAUCCAUUCCUCCCAACAAAUAUUUUUCAAAAUCUUUUGAGUUCCAUGAUCUACUCUGUUUUGGGCAUCUUGUUACCAUGAUGGGUCAGCAGGUUAAGAACCCAAAAUCAAAUUGGGCACGUGGAUGUGUAUUUUGUGUUUUUUAAUAGUGUUCUUUAAUGUUCAGGAAGAGUUUGGAGAAGGUGGGAAUCUGUAUGCUUUGGCCACCAUGUCUGGAAUUGGCAAUAAACGAACAGCUGGAGAGCCUGGCCCUUCUGCACCUCCAGAGAAGAAGGCAGGGGUUGAAGAUUCAGGCACCACUGUGGAGACCAUUAAACUUGGUGGCGUUUCUUCAACGGAGGAGCUGGACAUCCGGACCCUGCAGACCAAGAACCGGAAGCUUGCAGAGAUGCUUGACCAGCGGCAGGCCAUUGAAGAUGAGCUGCGGGAGCACAUUGAGAAGCUGGAGCGUCGGCAGGCCACCGACGAUGCCUCUCUGCUGAUCAUCAAUCGAUACUGGAAUCAGUUUGAUGAAAAUAUCCGCAUCAUCCUUAAACGCUUUGACCUGGACCAAGGCCUUGGAGACCUUUUGUCUGAAAGAAAAGCACUGGUGGUGCCAGAACCUGAACCAGACUCUGACAGUAAUCAGGAGCGCAAAGAUGAGAGGGAACGAGGGGAAGGACUGGAGCCAGCAUUCUCCUUCCUGGCCACUCUAGCCAGCAGUACCAGUGAGGAGAUAGAAUCUCAGCUGCAGGAGCGUGUGGAGUCCUCCCGCCGUGCUGUUGCCCAAAUAGUGACAAUGUAUGACAAGCUGCAGGAGAAGGUGGAUGUGCUGUCUCACAAGCUGAACAGUGGAGAUAUUUCACUGAUGGAAGAAGCAGUAGUGGAGCUGAACUCCUACCUGUCACAUGAGAAUGGACGGCUGCAGGAACUGGCUGAUGUUCUUCAGGAGAAGCACAGAGUCAUGUCUCAAGAGUUCUCCAAGCUGCAAGAGAGAGUGGAGACAGCAGAAUCCCGGGUGUCUGUCCUGGAGACCAUGAUUGAUGACCUUCAGUGGGACAUUGACAAGAUCCGCAAGAGGGAGCAGAGGCUCAACCGGCACCUGGCCGACGUCCUGGAGCGAGUAAAUUCCAAAGGCUACAAGGUGUAUGGAGCUGGUAGCAGCCUCUAUGGGGGAACAAUUACCAUUAAUGCCCGCAAGUUUGAGGAGAUGAAUGCAGAGCUGGAAGAGAAUAAAGAGCUUGCUGGGAAUCGCCUUAAUGAAUUGGAGGAACUACGUCAGGAUCUUGAGGAAGUAACAACACAGAAUGAAAAGCUCAAGGUUGAGCUGCGACGAGCAGUGGAAGAGGCUGUGAAGGAGACUCCAGAAUAUCGCUGCAUGCAGUCCCAGUUCUCUGUUUUGUAUAACGAGAGUCUCCAGCUGAAGGCACACCUUGACGAGGCCCGCACGCUGCUCCAUGGCACCCGCGCCACACACCAGCGCCAGGUGGAGCUGAUUGAGAGGGAUGAGGUCAGCCUUCACAAGAAGCUACGCACUGAAGUGAUUCAGCUGGAGGACACCCUGGCACAAGUCCGCAAAGAAUAUGAGAUGUUGAGGAUAGAGUUUGAACAGACACUUGCUGCCAAUGAGCAAGCAGGCCCAAUUAAUCGGGAGAUGCGUCACCUCAUCAGCAGCCUCCAGAAUCACAACCACCAGCUGAAGGGAGAGGUGUUGAGAUACAAGCGCAAACUGAGAGAGGCCCAGUCUGACCUGAGCAAGAUCCGCUCUCGCAGUGGCAGUGCCCUCCUCCAGUCCCAGUCCAGCACCGAAGACUCAAAGGAGGAACCUGCAGAGAUCAAGCAGGAGCCUGAUGAUCCUUCUGCCCAAGUGUCUGUUGCCAAGGCUGGUUCUGAAGAUGUUAAUGAAAUGAAGGCCAGGCGAGAUGAAGAGGAACGGGAGCGGGAGAGACGGGAAAGGGAGAGGGAGCGAGAGAAGGAAAAGGAGAAGGAGAAAGAGAGAGAACGAGAAAAAGAGAAAGAGAAGGAAAAGGAACGAGAGCGAGAAAAGCAGAAGCAGAAGGAAUCUGAGAAAGAGAGAGAGUCCAAAGAGAAGGAGAAAGGGAAGCAUGAAGAUGGAAGAAAGAAGGAGGCUGAGGUGAUCAAGCAGCUGAAGGCUGAGCUCAAGAAGGCCCAAGAGAGCCAGAAGGAGAUGAAGCUGUUACUAGACAUGUACCGCUCUGCCCCCAAAGAGCAGAGAGACAAAGUGCAGCUGAUGGCAGCUGAGAAGAAGGCAAAAGCUGAGCUUGAAGAACUGAGGCAGAGGGUGAAAGAAUUGGAAGACAAGGAAAAAAAGGAGAGUAAAAAGAUGGCUGAUGAGGACGCCCUCCGCAAGAUCCGAGCAGUGGAGGAACAGAUUGAAUAUUUACAGAAGAAACUUGCCAUGGCUAAGCAGGAGGAAGAGGCCCUGCUUUCAGAAAUGGAUGUCACAGGCCAAGCCUUUGAAGACAUGCAAGAGCAGAACAUCCGCCUGAUGCAGCAGCUGCGGGAGAAGGAUGAUGCCAAUUUCAAGCUGAUGUCAGAACGUAUCAAGUCUAACCAGAUCCAUAAGCUGCUGAAGGAGGAAAAGGAGGAGCUGGCAGACCAAGUUUUGACACUGAAAACACAGGUGGAUGCCCAGCUGCAGGUUGUACGUAAGCUGGAGGAGAAGGAACACUUACUGCAGAGCAGUAUUGGAACAGGAGAGAAGGAGCUGGGUCUGCGAACACAGGCCCUGGAAAUGAACAAACGCAAGGCCAUGGAUGCAGCCCAGCUUGCAGAUGAUCUGAAGGCGCAGCUAGAGCUGGCUCAGAAGAAAUUACAUGAUUUUCAGGAAGAGAUUGUGGAAAACAGAGUAACCAGAGAGAAAGAGAUGUUCAACUUCAAAAGGGCUGAGGAAGAUAUUUCUAGGUUGCGCAGGAAGCUGGAGACCACAAAGAAGCCUGACAUGGUUCCCAACUGUGAUGAGAUUCUCAUGGAGGAAAUCAAGGAUUACAAGGCCCGCCUGACGUGCCCGUGCUGCAACAUGCGCAAGAAGGACGCGGUGCUCACCAAGUGCUUCCACGUCUUCUGCUUCGAGUGCGUGAAGACGCGCUACGACACCCGGCAGCGCAAGUGCCCCAAGUGCAACGCGGCCUUCGGGGCCAACGACUUCCACAGGAUCUACAUCGGCUGAGGCGCUCCCAGAGCCUCUGCUGUGCUGAGCCAGCCUCCCUCCCUCUCUGGCAGCUUCUGCCGCCUGAGCUGCAGUGUUCUCUGGGAGGUGCGUUCAGGGUCUUGAGAGAAACGCGCUCUGGAUCUUGCUUCCUUUCCUGGCCCUGUCCCUUUGGUCUUGCCCUCAGUUUUUGUGUGCUCUUUGUGCCCGAGAGGAAAUUUCCCAUCCCUCGCUUUCACUCUGCCAAGGUGGGAACGUGCAUCUGAAGUGCUGCCUUGGGAUGGAAGCUGAGCUGCAGCAGAGAUCAAUGAGAGCUUUAUCUGAGGGCUCUGCUUUGGGUGCUAAUUAAAUCCCAUCAAGGGAUGGCAUUGCUCCUGGGAGGGAAGAGUUUUCCAAUUAGCAGGCCAAAUAGAGGCCAAGGAAUUGAAUCUGUAGACUCCUUGUGUAUCUUCCUGAGUUAGGGCAAGAGCCCCUGAGGGCUGGUGCACUAGGAAACAUCCUCCCUUCCCCAAACAAAUACAUCUAAAUAUCCGAAAGAGGAGAAAGGAGAGGUCUUGGAGACCCUUAGAAAAGAGCGUUCCACUGAUGAGCCCUGGUUGAUGUGCUCACCUUCCCCUAGGCUGAGGCAUUGCUGUCAUUGUCCUUCUCAGAAAAGGACUUCGAGCAGUUCCUUUGCUGCAACUUCUCCACAAAGAUUAAUCUUGUUAUGCAGAAGUUCUUAUUAAAGCUGUUGUUUGGUUUAUUUUUCUUUAUUUUCAAGGUUCUCUUGUCUCUGGUAACUAUCUGUCCUCCCAUACAACAGGAGGGCCAGGAUGCUGUAUUAUUUCUGUAGUAAUUUUGUCAUGGCUGCUGGGAAUUUUGGCAGGGAUGUGGUGUGGCUUAGAGUCUCAGUGCUCCCUGUGCUUGAAGGCUGCUUUUAAAAUCUGCUCCUAAAAUCAAAGUGGGAAAUUGUUGAUUUGCAACUUUGCUUCCUAGGGUGUAGUGUUUUCCCAUAAACUUAAUUUGCAUGGAAGGUGCCCCUGUCAGAGGUUUGUCUCCUGGGUGUCCCUUCCCUGAAGCAUGGAAUCUCCUGCCUUCCUCCAUCCCCUCCCUGCAGGAAAUACCAGAUAAUAAGAAAGGAGUUCAUCACAGGCCCUUACACUAUUCAUUAUUAUCUUGGUGAAAACGUUCAGAAUAUAUGAAUGAAGAAUCCUGAAAAGUGAGAAGGAGCGCUUGGAAGGCAUCCUACCUUUCCAAGGGGAACCUGGGAUGCUGAGAGUUUCUGCCAUGAUGUAAGAGCUGUUGGAAGGAAUGAAAGUAGAACCUGCUCCCCUUUCACUGCAAGCUGCUCCUUGGAUUACAGGUUCUGGCAGCAAGUUGGCUAAAGAAUGGUCUGGUAAUGCUGCUGGUAGAUUUUAGGGUACAAAUUCUUCUUCAUCACAAGCAGGACCAGGCUCAUGAACAAACUGCAUCUUCAAACAGCUUUGCUACAGCAGCAAGAGUUGCUUUUACAGCUGUGAACAGCAGUCUGGACUGAACAGCCCCAGCAGAGCUGCAAAGCCCCUCUGUCCUUCCCUGGUCACUCUUGUAUCACUCUUCUACUGAAACUGAGCUUUGGAUGCACGCUGCUUAGGUUGGCAGGAAAUGGAUACUUCAAACAAUCUGCAUUAGUUUCACAGGAGUUUUGGAAACUCCUCCCUCAGCGAGAAAAAAAGUCUUGGUUUUAUUUUAAAAGAAUAGCUUAUUUCAAGCUCAUUUUGGAAGUGACUGAUUUUCUCUCUGUGGAUAGUAGAAUUCAAACACUGAGAAACAGGGAAAAUUUUAGAUGGUGUGUUUUUCAAGAAUGUAUGGAAAGCAUUUGAAUUUACCAGGACUAGAAGUACUGGGCUAAAAGAAGUAAAGGGGUGACAACCUUUAUCAAAA
This is a messenger RNA of Sturnus vulgaris (Common starling), 5080 nucleotides long. Lineage: Eukaryota; Metazoa; Chordata; Aves; Passeriformes; Sturnidae. The record is from RefSeq and is a predicted model, not a curated record.